Messenger RNA from Caenorhabditis remanei, 348 nucleotides. RefSeq lists its product as uncharacterized. The transcript has 4 exons. Bases 1 to 348 code for a protein of 115 amino acids. Lineage: Eukaryota; Metazoa; Nematoda; Chromadorea; Rhabditida; Rhabditidae. The record is from RefSeq and is a predicted model, not a curated record. Gene Ontology annotation, molecular function: protein-disulfide reductase activity.
AUGUCUCUCGCCAAGGAACCAAUUCUCGAACUCACCGACUUGUCUGAAUUCGAGCAUCUGAUUCGUCAGCAUCCAGAGAAAACUAUCAUUCUCGAUUUCUUCGCCACGUGGUGCGGUCCAUGCAAAGCAAUCGCUCCAUUGUACAAGGAGCUCGCGACGGAAUACAAAGGAGUCAUCUUCUGCAAAGUCGAUGUCGAUGAAGCGGAGGAUCUUUGCGCAAAGUACGACGUCAAAAUGAUGCCAACAUUCAUCUUCACCAAAAACGGAGAGACCGUGGAGACUCUUGAAGGUGGUGUCGAGGAGGAACUCCGCAGAAAAGUGCGCGAGCACUCUACCCCUGCUCAGUGA